This is a messenger RNA of Ictidomys tridecemlineatus (thirteen-lined ground squirrel), 1181 nucleotides long. Lineage: Eukaryota; Metazoa; Chordata; Mammalia; Rodentia; Sciuridae. The record is from RefSeq and is a predicted model, not a curated record.
AAAUGGAAUUCUUUCAAAAUUGUUGUCUGUGCCGUGAAUGCCCUUGCCCACCAUGUGCUUCACAAGGACCUCAAGGACAUUGUCAGUGACUUCAGAGGCUUCUACAGGCAGCUCACCAGUGACGGGCAGCUCAGAUGGAUUGGUCCAGAGAAAGGGGUGGUGCACCUGGCAACAGCAGCCAUUCUGAACGCGGUGUGGGACCUGUGGGCGAAGCAGGAAGGAAAGCCUCUGUGGAAGUUACUUGUGGAUAUGGAUCCCAGGGCGUUGUUAUCCUGCAUUGAUUUUAGGUAUAUCACUGAUGUCCUGACUGAGGAGGAUGCCUAUGAAAUACUGAAGAAAGGUCAAAUUGGUAAAAAAGAAAGAGGGCAUUCGGAGAGGCUCUGUGCAGCAGCGCUGAAGGACGGCUGGACCAGGUUUAAAGUAAAGGUUGGGGCUGAUCUCCAGGAUGACAUGCGUCGAUGGUCUAGCAAACAAUGUCUCCUUGUUGGGAGUCACCCCUGCAGCAGAGUGAAGGCCCUUUCCUUACAGAUGAUGGAUGCCAACCAGCGCUGGGAUGUGCCUGAGGCAGUGGAGUGGAUGUCGAAGCUGGCUGAGUUCAAGCCAUUGUGGAUUGAAGAGCCAACAUCCCCUGAUGACAUCCUGGGGCACGCAGCCAUUUCCAAGGUGGGUAAACUGAUGCUUCUGCUGCAUUGGCCAUUUAUUUUUUUAUUUAGUUUUCCAGAAGGGUCAUUGAAAAUGCCAAAAUUUCUUUGCAUUUUCCCUUUUACAUUUCCUCAUGGAAUAUUUGAAAUAAUUGUAACAUGUGACAAGUAUGGGAGCUGCAGACUGUACUUCCAUUUGUUUGAGAAAGAAAGUUGCUGGAAGUUGAAAGGCUACCAGCCAUCUGAAGAGCACCUGAUUAUAUUUGACUACAUAUCAGUCUCUGCAAGCCUUAAAAACAGGAUGUGUGAAUAUGUGGACCAUCUGCAUGAACAUUUCAAGUAUCCUGUGGUAAUCAAGCAGGCUUCCUACAUGCCUCCCAAGGACGCUGGCUACUCAACAGAAAUGAAGGAGGACUCUGUAAGGAAACACCAAUAUCCAGAUGGCGAUGUCUGGAAGAAGCUCCUCGCUGCUCAAGAAAACUAAGUGUUCAUUUAGCCCUAACACCAUUUUUUCUUAAGUGAAAAGACUUAAAAUUUCCU